UGCAUUAUUGGCAGCUUCGGUAUACCAUGGAAGGAUGACCAGUGAAAAACGAAUGCUCCCUCGAGAUGAGUCUCGAAGCGAUGCUCACUCAGACCGGAGUCACGGACACACCUGACCAGCAUCACCGAAUCACUCCGUCCACAUCGCAUCUCUCCACCCAACGCCUACUCGUACACCCACGCCCCCCGCACCUGCACCACCACUCAUCCUCCCUCACGUGUUCAAUUCAGCAUAGUCAUACCACUCAUCAACAACAGCAUUAACAAGCACAUGCUUCCCUUUCACCAACCAACCAACCUAAACGCACUAUAGCACGUGAGACCUGCACCCCUCGCUACCAGCCACACACUACCAAGGCCAUCUACCAACCAAACAGUCACUGACUGCUGCAAAGCCUUUGCCCAGCAGCGUGUGUAUAGUAGACGCAACAAUCAGCACAUCCAGCGUAUGCGAGUCUUACCCUCCCUGUACAGGUACAUGUACAUACACCCCCGGGCAUACGCUCGCUCUCCACGUGCCGCACCUUACCAUCCCAAAUCCCAAUCCCAAUCCGCCCUACCCGCUCCUCCCACCUGCCCGCCGUACGACCGACUGACUCCCCAAGCCGCGCCCAGCGCGUCUGUAGGCAAGGCAAGACUAGAAGCGCACGGCAGACACACACUACCGGCGCGGCCCGCUCUUGGGCUCGACCGCCUGAGCGCGCCUUUGUACUUGCACGUGCGUGUGUACCUAAGAGUAAGCGGCCUUGCUGGUCUCGGCCGGGAAUUCUUUCUACACAUGUACAGGACACGCGAUGUGGGGUGUCUGCCACCGCACGUAGAGUGCGUGAGGCAGGGAGAUGCUUACCGCAGAGAGCGGCACCACUGCCUCCUCUACACUGCACUUGAAUCAAAGGUCUCAGGGUCUGGAUGCGUAUGUUUCGGCAUGGGUUUCAGGCCCAGACGCGUUGGCCCUGCUCGCGCUGGGAGAUACCUGCCUACGCUGCGGCCGUGGAGUCGAGUCGAGUGGCGGCUGUCCCACGUACACGUGUGAGGCACAGGCAGGGCUAGCAGCUUUGGUACGCAGGCGAACCUGCGUGCGCGCACUUCCUCGGAAAAGAUCGGCACGGGUGGCAUUCUAGAUCGCUGUGGGGAUUUUUUUUCGCUGUUGCUGGGUGCUGUGAGUGGUGUGUAGGGGAGUUGUUGGGGUGGGCAACACAUGCUCGGGAGGAUGCCGA
Molecule: messenger RNA, 1216 nt
Organism: Paraphaeosphaeria sporulosa
Lineage: Eukaryota; Fungi; Ascomycota; Dothideomycetes; Pleosporales; Didymosphaeriaceae
Exons: 1
Coding region: 478-1032 (184 amino acids)
Source: RefSeq, a predicted model, not a curated record